Periconia digitata is the source of this 904-nucleotide messenger RNA. Lineage: Eukaryota; Fungi; Ascomycota; Dothideomycetes; Pleosporales; Periconiaceae. The record is from the annotation of a GenBank genome assembly.
CCGCAAUAAUGGCGAUUUUUCCCCAGACCAAUCGUACUUGGCAGAUCAUUGAUCAUGCUCGCCAGCAUGGCUACGCCGUUGGAGGAUAUUGCGUGUACAACACGGAUGGCGUCAUGGCCGUCAUUCGGGCAGCAGAAAGAAAGCGAUCACCAGCCAUCAUACAGCUAUUCCCAUGGACCUUGCAUUUCCAAGGACCCCAUUUCGUCCGUUACGUCGCUGCGGCCGCGCAUGCAGCAUCUGUUCCCAUCUCAUUACACCUAGAUCACUGCAUCCAAGCUUCGGACAUUGAACUCGCCCUCGGCUUACCUUUCGAUUCCAUCAUGAUCGACGGACCUGGCUCAAGCGGCGACCUCGAGGAAAGUAUAAAAUCAUGUGGUCACAUUGUGCAGAGAGGAAAGGAAGCUGGGAUUCUGAUCGAGGCGGAACUGGGAAGAGUCGAUGGUGUUGAGGAUGGUGUCGAUGUAAAGCAUGCGGUCGCUGGACGAUUGACUCGGCCUGAAGACGCGAAGGUCUUUGUGCAAGCUACAGGCGUGCAAUUGUUGGCACCGAGCUUUGGAAAUGUGCAUGGUCCGUACGGAGCUGGUGGAGCAGAAAAGGUUUUGCAGUUUGACCGGCUUGAGAGUAUUGCAUCUGCUGUUGGACCGUCUGCUCCUUUGGUCUUACAUGGAACCCAUGAGAUACCGGAUGAGUUGGUCUUGAAAGCCAUAAAGUGUGGUGUCCGGAAAGUGAAUCUGAACAAGUCGGUGCGACAGAAGUAUGGACAAUUUAUGUCGGAUAACGCAGGGAAAAUGGAGUUAACCAAAUCAAAGCAAACGGCUGUUGACCUGUAUGCGCAAGAAGUCGGUGAGCUGAUGGAUUUUCUUGGUUCCACUGGCAGAGCUUCGAAAUGAUGCCCUUUUGUGCU